Spodoptera exigua (beet armyworm) is the source of this 1297-nucleotide messenger RNA. NCBI's taxonomy places the organism in Eukaryota, Metazoa, Arthropoda, Insecta, Lepidoptera, Noctuidae. The record is from the annotation of a GenBank genome assembly.
CAUUAUGUAGUGAAGUGGAGAUCAGUCAGCGCACGCCAUUCGCUACGAGCUGUAGUUUUUAGUUUUAAUAAUAGUACGACAAGACUAGCGUAAAUUCAUUUAAAAAUAAAACUUCACGCUUCACUACAGAGCUCAGAUUUGAAUACAAUACAAUUAAUUAAUCAAGAUUAUCGCUGAAGAAGUGUUUAUCGCAAUUUUAUUCAGAUAUUCGAUGACAUAAAAAUAAUAAUUGGAAACAAAAUAAUAACAAUUAACACUAGUGUUGUGCGUAACGUCUAAAACAUCUUGAGAUAGAUCUAGUUAUUGAGUAUCGUUAUCUGUUUUCGGCGCUAUUUUUAACUUGAAUCGACUCAUCGUAUGAGAGAAUUCAGUUGAGUUACGUGCUUCGAUUGGACAAGAGUGAAAUAGUGUUGUAAAAAAAAGAAACAAUACAGUGCAAAAAAUAUGAACACAGGAGAAUAUAAUGACCCUAAGGGGCAGGGCAUGCCACCUCCUUACACAGACACACCUCAGCCUCCACCAACCGCUCCUUUAUACCCCCCUCUACAACCUGGAGGUAUUGAGUUGCAGCAACAACACCAACAACAGCCACCAACCGUGAUCCCAGUGCUUGUGGGAACACGCCCAAUGGGUCCCAAAGCAACUACGUUGACCUGUCCAUCUUGUAAUGCUGAGAUUACGACAAGAGUACAACACAUGAGUUCUACUAAAACACAUUUAUUUGCACUUGGACUUUGUUUAUUGUUCUGGCCUUGUGCAUGUCUACCAUACUGCAUCGACAGUUGCCAAAACGCUGAUCACUACUGUCCAAACUGCAACGCUUUCCUCGGCAGCUACAGCAAUUAAUAUCAAAACCGAAUAUACAUUGUGAUCUAUUCUAUCAUUAUAUUAGUUACAACUUACUCACACUGUUAUUUGACGGGGCAACUCGAUUAAUUUCAAGCCACGUCAGGGAUUCAUAGUCAUUUACAGCAUUGCUAAAAGUGAACUAUUCUAUAUUAUAAUAAAAAAUGUUUUUUAAUAAUAUUACGGUGCUAUACAAGCUUACUAUAUGUGCCCUAUAAUAUAAUAAUCUUAUGAAUACAAUGUAUCUAAGCAUUUAUUUAAUACAUCAUAAAUGGCCCGGCAAGGAAAAUUUAAAAUGCCAAUUCUUAGUUUUUUUUUUACAUACAACUGGUUAGACGUAUAUCUACGUAAUGAAUUCAUGAAUAUCAAUGAAUAAAUACAUUUAUUAUAGGAAUAAAGAUAUGUAGGAAUCAAGCAAAUUACAUUUGAAGUAAAAAUAACAAAUGAAAUA